CCCGUCUGGUUGACCCUCCAGCGGCACGAGCGUGCGACAUUUGGGCAGGAGUCCUGGUACAGCCACUGCCGAGUCGUCGGGCGAGCGGCAGCAUGGAAGGAGCCUCGAGCAUCCCGACGCCGAGCAGCCUCGACGCGAGUGUCCUUCCGCCGAACACAGGCCGCCUCGACGCGAGCAGUCCGAGGAGCAGCCUGGAUCCCGAGCAAGCGCUUGCGCGCGCGAGCGCGCAUGCUGCCGAGGCGGUUGCCUGGCUUCGGGGCGAGCUCGAGACCGAGCGGAAGGAGCUGCAGAAGCGCCACGACGCUUUGCUCAGGGGCCUCGCCCGAGCCCUCGGGCCGGACGCGCGCGUCCGACAUAUCCAAAGCCGACCUCGCUCGUUUGAUGGACCACCGCCUUCGCAGCGGCGCACGGGCAGAGGGCUACUCCCCUCCCUGCGGACCAAGAUCGAUUCAAGCAAGAAAGGGGCCGCUCGUAUCCAGCUGCCUGAGCAGGAUGAUCACCGGCCAGCGCUUCGACUCCACCGCCACACCCGACGGCAGGGUGGUGAGGUCCACCGCCGAGCUCACGACCUUUGCCCUGCACGAGCGCGGUCUGGACGCGCCGCCUCUCGCGGCGUCUCCCGCCCUCCUCUCGUCGGCCCUGCAACUUCGGCGACCCUCCCUGGUGAAGCGCACCGCCUUCGGCAUCAUCCAGAGCCCGCUGUUCGACUACUUCAUGUCCGCCAUCAUCGUUGCAAACUGCUUGGUCAUCGGGCUGGAGAUCCAGGAGAGCGUCGGCAGCAAGACUCCGAGCUCUCCCGUGUUCCAGGCGCUGGAGCACUGCUUCCUGGCGACCUACAUCGUGGAGCUCUCGCUGCGCAUGGUCAGUGACUUGCAGGAGUGCAUCCGGAAUGCGUGGCUCCAGUUGGACAUCGCCCUUGUCGCCCUAGGCGUGGUCACGCUGUGGGUUCUGGAGCCGCUGCUGCUGAUGCAGGGGGCCGUCGAAGUGCUGGACAAGGUGCUGGUGAUCCGAAUCCUUCGCCUGCUUCGCUUUGUGCGGGCUGUCCGUUUCCUGAGGGUCAUGCAGCCGCUCUGGAAGCUGGUGAAGGGCUUGUUGGGGUCAAACGGAUCAGUGACGGCGGCCGGGGUGCUACUCUUCGGGACCAUCUACGUGUUCGCGUGUGCUGGGGUGGCCGUCAUCGGCCUGGACAAGGACCUGCUCUCCGACCCCAUUGCUGGGCACAUCGUGGCAAACCGCUUCAGGUCAAUCCCGGUGUUGAUGCUCACGCUGUUGGAGUUCACUUAUUGCGACGGGGCCUCUCAGAUCUACCAUCCUCUGGUUCGCGCGAAGCCAGUGCUGCUCUUUUACUUCUUGCCGAUUCUGCUUGUGGUGCCGAUGGCAAUCAUGAACUUGGGUCGGCGUAUUACGGCUGUGAUCGUGAAUCAUGCUAUCAAAGUUUCUUGCCAGGACGCAGAAUUGGAGCGCAUUCAAAUCAGGGGCAGGUUGGAGGCGUUGGUACCGAUUCUCAACAACUUAUUCAAGCAUCUCGAUUCAGAAGGCCAAGGGUAUAUCCGCUUUGCAGAUCUCGACCUAGCGAGGAUGGGCAUCCUGCCCAUGCCCCCCGAAGUGCUGCGUGCGCUGAAAUCAUAUAAGCUCGAAGACUUCUUCAGGCUGCUCGAUGCAGAUGGGACUGGACGGAUAACUCAAGCCGAAUGGGUCGACGGCAUGUGCUGCUUGGUCCUGGACGAGAUGCCAAUCGAGAAUUUGCAGAUGCUCCAUGUCCUCUACCGGCAGGCCAAGGACCUGAAGGACAUCAAAUCGGUGCUGCUGCCCCGCAUGCACACCUCAACGUCUCGGUCGGAGGCGUCCUCUGAUGCCUGACUUAGGCGCCCAGGUUCUCUCGUCGUGCUCGAGGAUAUACAGUCAACCCGCAUAGUGAGGAAGAGCGAUUUUCCAAGGUUGCCCUUGCAGCCUUCCCACUCGGCCCAUCCUUGGCCGCGUUCGCUGGCCGCGCCUGGUCAACAGAGUGCCGACAUGGCUUGCCAAGGCCCUUCCUUCCUCAUGUUGUCGUUUUCUAAUUCAUUGUUUUGGACGCACAGCUGCAAACGGCCACACUAAGCAGAGGUCCAGAUCCAGCCCCCCCUCACCUCCCCCUCCUCCUUCCGCAC
This is a messenger RNA of Prorocentrum cordatum, 2147 nucleotides long. The record is from the annotation of a GenBank genome assembly. NCBI's taxonomy places the organism in Eukaryota, Dinophyceae, Prorocentrales, Prorocentraceae.